Molecule: messenger RNA, 354 nt
Organism: Rodentolepis nana
Lineage: Eukaryota; Metazoa; Platyhelminthes; Cestoda; Cyclophyllidea; Hymenolepididae
Source: the annotation of a GenBank genome assembly
CUCACUGAUCAAGAAGCAGCAGCCGACGAAGCCAUUGAAAGGCUCUGUCUUCGAUGUCAUAAUCUCGAGACUCGCUUGGCUGAAGCUCAGUCAGCAAUGUCUGUUUCCACCUCUGGUCCAAAUGGUUGUAACGGUGGGGAUGGAAAUGACCACUCUCCACCUCGAACUCCGACGCCUGAAAACGGUGGAAGGGGUCGAUUGAGUCCGGUGUUGGAACAGGGCGAAGAUACUGAGGAGACGGAAUGUGAGCAACAAAUGACUAAUGGGAUCAAAUCAGCCGAUACCGAUUCCGGAGAUCUGCAAGCGAAGUAUUUCUCCCUCAUUGAACUCUAUGAAGCUGCCAUCAAAAGGUGA